Papaver somniferum (opium poppy) is the source of this 576-nucleotide messenger RNA. RefSeq lists its product as uncharacterized. Lineage: Eukaryota; Viridiplantae; Streptophyta; Magnoliopsida; Ranunculales; Papaveraceae. The transcript has a single exon. The record is from RefSeq and is a predicted model, not a curated record. Bases 1 to 576 code for a protein of 191 amino acids. Gene Ontology annotation, molecular function: RNA-DNA hybrid ribonuclease activity; nucleic acid binding.
AUGUGGGAUCGUAGUCAUGACUACAUGAUAUUCAAAUAUUUUGAGAUUAAGAAACAACCAAUAAAACUCCAGAGGGUUGUUGAAUUGAGAUUCUGUCUACCUGAAGUACAUCAGAUACUCAUUUACUGUGAUGGUGCUUCUUUCGCAAAUCCAAGAGCAGCAGGUAUGGAAUUUGUAUGUAAAGGAGAGAAUGGAGAGUUUAUAUAUGCAGAAUCAAGAGGAUUGGGUACAACAACUAACUUCAUAGCUGAAAUAAUGGCAAUCAUUGGAGCAGCUGAACGGGCAGUGGAAAAUAACAGUUUUGAUAUAUGUAUUCAAUCUGAUUCAAAUGCAACAAUAACAGCUUACACAUCUGGGAAGAUUCCUUGCAUAGUUCAAGCAAGAUGGCAGAGAAUAAGGAUGCUAUUCAGGAGGAUUCAACUUGUUCAUAGUAUGAGGGAAAUAAAUUCUUCUGCAGAUGUUAUGGCCAGGAAAGGUGCAGGCCUGAGUAGGAGUUUCUGUCAGAAGUUUUCAACAAAACCAGGUUUUAUUACUUCUCUGGAAAUGCCUGAAAAAACCUAUUACAGAUUCUAUUGA